AUGGCCAACAACAAGGCGGAUUCUCCCGAGAGGGCCGCAAAAAAACACAAACCCGAGCGUGUGGACAGCGAUGAGGACUCGGAUGGCCCAUUGGAGGCGGACUUCCUCUUCAACGACCCCGCACCGGAAGACAGCGAUGGGAUACUGGCCAUCAUUCAGGGCUACCUCAAGAAAGUGCCGUGGGAGCCUCCCAAGGAUGCCAUGGACUCUACGUACGGCAUAAUGGCGAGCCUGAUAGCGAACCAGCCGAACCUGGGCACGCUGGUGAAAACUGGCGACGAUGAAGACGAGCAGGCUUUCGUCAUGGCAGUGCUCUCGUUGCUAAACCUCAAAAUGUACAAGGAGCUCGAGACGCUGCAGGACGCCAUCAUCGCACUGACUAAACAACAUGGGUCGCAGCAAGACUUGGAAGCCGUGACUAAGAUACUGGGUAGUGAACGCAACCAGGUAGGGCUGCUGGUCAACGAGCGCAUGGGAAACAUACCCACGCAACUUAUAGGCAGCCUGCAUCAGUGCUUAUAUGACGACCUCAACUGGUCGGUGGAGAACGCCGAUGAUGAAGAAGAGCGCAAGUUCUACAAGUUCACGCAUCUCAUCUCCAUCAGCCGUGUUUUCACGGACAACGCCAAGGAUUUCCAGGCGAAGCACAUGGUGUAUACCAAGCCGGAGGAAAGGUUCUACUGCGAGGAAGCCACCGUCAAGUUCAUGUGGAACACAGGGGAGUCGAACAAGGUUGACUUCUACGAAGACGGCGAUGAAAGCAAACCCUCGAAAACGCGCGUUGUACCGGAAGCGAUGAUGUUCAUCUGUGUGCCUAUCGGCAAGUUCAAGAACAUUGUGCGGAAAAUCGCAGAAACGUUUGCGUAA
Messenger RNA from Babesia ovata, 867 nucleotides. RefSeq names its product BCCIP homolog, putative. NCBI's taxonomy places the organism in Eukaryota, Apicomplexa, Aconoidasida, Piroplasmida, Babesiidae. The transcript is spliced from 2 exons. The record is from RefSeq and is a predicted model, not a curated record. Gene Ontology annotation, cellular component: nucleus. Bases 1 to 867 code for a protein of 288 amino acids.